AUGCAGCACAAUCUGUACAGUACAAUACGUAGUUUGAAUAUGAUUGAUGGGUGUAAAGGAGCGCAAUUCAGCGUCCUUCAUCCAUCUGGGACCUCCGGCGGCGGCGGCGGAGGAGGAGGAGGAGGAGGGAGUGUUGGGGAGAAGUUCCUUGCCCACCUCCAUGAUCACUUGAGGGUUAAUUCAAUAAGAUCAAAAUCAAUCAUGAACUUUCAGAGCUUCCAGCCGAAUAAUCAUCAUCAUCAAAAUGUCACUGCAACUGCUCUAAAAGAGGCUUUGGCUAUGUAUGGCCUUCCUCAAACUGAUCUCAUUGAGCCCCAAAUCGAACCCAAUCUCAAAUUUGUAAAUUUUGUUGAAACCCUUGCUGAUGUUUACAGAAGAAUUGGGAUCUCCCCUGAAUCCGAGAAAUCCGCAACGUAUCUCGAGCAAUGUGCUAUAUUCAAAGGGUUAUCUGAUCCAAAGUUGUUUCGGAGGAGCCUAAGGUCUGCCAGGGAGCAUGCAGUUGAUGUGCAUUCCAAGGUUGUACUUUCGGCUUGGUUAAGGUAUGACAGGAGAGAGGAUGAGCUUCUUGGGAUUUCAGCAAUGGAUUGCUGUGGGAGAAGCAUGGAAUGUCCUAUUAGUUCAUUGGUUUCCGGGUAUAAUCCCGAAUCAAUUAGCGAUCCCUGUUUGUGUCCAAGGUUUCCGAAAGAAGAAGAAGAAGAAGAAAUGGAUGGGGAAUUACCUGAAACUGAUGAGGAAUGCUCCACUUCAUUGAGUCAUAUGGAUGUCGACGAAGAUGAUUUGGACAUGUCUUUUUGUAUAGGGGAAGAUGAGAUCAGGUGUAAUAGGUACAAGAUUGCGUCACUUUCGAGACCAUUUAGGGCAAUGCUGUAUGGUAGUUUCAUGGAGUCACGAAGAGAGAAAAUAAAUUUUUCAAAGUCCGGGAUAUCUGCAAAGGCGAUGAUGGCUGCUGAGGUGUUUAGCAGGAUAAAAAGCGUGGACUGUUUUGAUGAAGAUAUUGUUUUGGAACUUCUAGUUUUGGCUAACAUGUUCUGCUGUGAGGAAAUGAAGUCUGCUUGUGAUGCCUACUUAGCCUCCUUAAUUGUUGAUCUGGAAACUGCAAUGUUGUUGAUUGAGUAUGGAUUGGAAGAAACUGCUCAUCUUUUAGUGGCUGCUUGUUUGCAAGUGUUCUUAAGGGAACUCCCGAGCACUAUUCACACGCCACAUAUCAUGAAAAUUUUUUGCAGUCCAGAGGGUAAUGAAAAGCUAAUUUCAGCUGGACAUGGUUCAUUUUUGUUGUACAAUUUCUUAAGCCAUGUUUCCAUGGAGGAGGACAUAAAAUCAAACACAACGGUUAUGUUGUUAGAAAGGAUGGCAGAAUGUGCGAGUGAAUCUUGGCAGAAACAACUAGCUUUUCACCAGUUGGGAUGUGUGAUGCACGAGAGAAAAGAGUAUAAAGAUGCUCAAAAAUGGUUCAGGGAGGCUGCUGAUGCCGGGCAUGUUUAUUCAAUCGUUGGUUUUGCCAGGGCUAAAUACAAACGGGGCCAUAAAUACCGAGCCUAUAAGUUAAUGAAUGCCCUCAUUUCUGAUCAUACACCUUCAGGUUGGAUGUAUCAAGAGAGAUCUUUGUAUUGCAGUGGAAAGGAAAAAUUAAUGGAUUUAAAUACAGCAACAGAAUUGGAUCCAACCCUUUCUUAUCCAUACAAGCACAGGUCUGUCUUGAUGGUGGAGGAAGAUAUUAACAAGCUUGAUCAAGCUAUUUCAGAGAUUAACAAAAUCCUAGGUUUUAAGGUUUCUCCCGAUUGUCUGGAGCUUCGCGCAUGGUUUUUGAUUGCUCAGGAGGAUUACGAAGGAGCUCUCAGAGAUGUUCGAGCACUUCUAACGUUGGAUCCUUAUUACAUAAUUUUCCAUGAAAAGUUACAAGGUGAUCUUUUGGUGGAGCUCCUCAGAAACCAUGUUCAGCAAUGGAGUCAAGCUGAUUGUUGGAUGCAUUUAUAUGAUCGGUGGUCACAUGUAGAUGAUAUUGGAUCCCUGGCUGUCGUACACCAUAUGCUGAGUAAUGACCCUGGGAAAAGUCUCUUGAGAUUCCGGCAGUCUCUCCUCCUUUUACGGUUAAACUGUCACAAGGCUGCGAUGAGAAGUUUGCGAAUGGCACGAAAUCACGCUUCAUCUGAGCAUGAAAGGCUUAUAUAUGAAGGAUGGGUACUUUAUGACACCGGUUAUCGUGAGGAUGCAGUAGCUAAAGCUGAGGCGUCCAUCUCAGUUCAGAGGUCAUUUGAAGCAUAUUUCCUGAAGGCCUAUGUCUUAUCUGAAACAAGCCGUGAUGCUGAAUCUUCCUUAUAUGUCAUAGAACUUUUGGAGGAAGCUCUUAGAUGUCCUUCAGAUGGUCUUAGAAAGGGACAAGCAUUGAGUAACUUGGCAAGCAUCUAUGUCGAUGUUGAGAGAUUGGAUGAUGCUGUUAAUUGCUACAUGAAUGCCCUAAACAUUAAGCAUACAAGAGCACAUCAAGGACUAGCACGGGUAUACCAUCUUAAAAAUCUGAGAAAAGCUGCUUAUGAUGAGAUGACAAAGUUGAUUGAAAAAGCAAGAAAUAAUGCAUCAGCCUAUGAGAAACGGUCAGAGUACUGUGACCGGGAUAUGGCUAAAAGCGAUCUCACCAUGGCGACACAGUUGGAUCCUUUGCGAACAUAUCCUUACAGAUACAGGGCAGCCGUUCUGAUGGAUGACCACAAAGAAGCUGAAGCCAUUGCGGAACUAACCAAGGCCAUAUCCUUCAAACCAGAUCUUCAGUUGCUUCAUUUAAGAGCAGCAUUUCAUGACUCAAUGGGUGAUCCGUCCUCCACUCUCCGAGAUUGUGAGGCAGCUCUAUGUCUUGAUCCUAGCCAUGCUGAUACACUAGAGCUUUACAAAAAAGCAUUGGAACGGACCACUGAGCAGCAAACAUGACCUAUAAAAGAAGAAGAGAGACCUAAGUCAGGUUCUUCUUUUACUGGCCCUUGAAUUAAUGGCAAUAAAAAAAAACAUUGCCGUUGGUGCAGAAGGGUCAGCAUUUUGCAUUGUGUAAAAUCUUCUGGAUUUUGGGUUUUUCAUGAAUCCGGAUAAGAUUUUGCAAUGGCCAUGGCACAUGCCAGAAGAGAAACUAGAAUACAACAAAGAUCAGAAAAUGAUGAUCACAGAAACCAUAGUAAUUUUGGUCGAUCAACUGUAUAUAAAACUCAAACACACACACAAACACUUUCUUGUUCAAUGAUGUUUUGUAUUAUUAGUGUUAGCUCUAGUUCUUGAUCCUGAUACCCGUGGACUAAAUAUCUAAACCUCCCUCUCCACCGAUUUUGGAGAUUACUUGUAAAAGAUCAAAUUAGUAGUUUUCAAGCAGAAAUGAACAUAACAUAAUGUAUAUUAAGCUGCAGCCACCUCCUUGUGAGUUUGACUGAGAAUUUUUGGCUCCAUAUGCUGCUGUUUGUUGCUGUUAUCUUCAAC
Oldenlandia corymbosa var. corymbosa is the source of this 3456-nucleotide messenger RNA. Lineage: Eukaryota; Viridiplantae; Streptophyta; Magnoliopsida; Gentianales; Rubiaceae. The record is from the annotation of a GenBank genome assembly.